Messenger RNA from Pyrus x bretschneideri (Chinese white pear), 988 nucleotides. Its product is annotated as centromere protein V. Lineage: Eukaryota; Viridiplantae; Streptophyta; Magnoliopsida; Rosales; Rosaceae. The transcript is spliced from 3 exons. Bases 339 to 707 code for a protein of 122 amino acids. The record is from RefSeq and is a predicted model, not a curated record. Gene Ontology annotation, molecular function: carbon-sulfur lyase activity.
AGCGGUGGCGGAAUCAGUUUUGGGCAUGUUAGGAUUAGUCCUGGGAGCUCUCUUGAAUUGGGAAUGCCACUCCCACUACGAACAUGGCGAAGAAGCUCUCUUCGCUGUAUCCUAUCUGCACAAUUGGUUCAAGUCUUGCAGAUUGAGUAGGGCGUUACAUAUAAGAAGGCAGAGUAAUUGUUUGUCCUGUUAAUUUAUUGAGCUUCCAAGUCAAGCAGUAGUUUUCAUCCACCACAAUCGAUGUGUUGUAAUUUGUAGGUUUGAACGCGUGCGUUUAGAAAUUCGAAGAAAUAAUCCUGCUCAUUAGCGGUACUGUUGAAGACUUAGAAUCGUGAGGCAUGGACUCUGCGUUGGUAGUACAUGAAGGCGGGUGCCACUGCAAGAAUGUAAGAUGGCGAGUGAAGGCGCCUAGCAGUGUUGUGGCUGUUAGUUGCAACUGCUCGAAUUGCUCUAUGAGGGGUACCACCGCUUUCGUUGUCCCUACUGAAAGAUUUGAACUUUUGAUUGAUUCUGAGCAGUUUCUUACACCUUACACCUUCGGUACUCAUACGGCAAAGCACACGUUCUGUAAGGUUUGUGGGAUAACUUCAUUCUAUUAUCAACGCGAGAACCCUGAUGGGGUCGCAAUCACGUUUAGGUGUGUUGAUCCUGGAACACUCACUUGUGUUGAGAUUAAGCAUUUCGACGGGAAAAAUUGGGAAGUUUGACACAGUCGAUCAGGCAUUGCGUCGCAGUCAGAAGUGCACACUCUGCAAAAUAUAGGCUAAGUCGUCGUCGUGCGUUUAGGCCCUCUGCCUCUGGGGAUUUUACAAUGUUUAUGUGGAAUGUUAUGGCUUGUAUCAUUGUAUGUAAUGGCUACUUUCUAGUGUUGUUUUAGUCUCCCCUUUUGUUUUGUUCUCGUGUUCCUUUUGUUUUGGCCAAAUGUAUGAUUUUGGUACUUGUAGAAAACGUCCACUUUUGUCCUUGUAGUUACAAUUGUUGCAUACAA